Caenorhabditis angaria is the source of this 2374-nucleotide messenger RNA. NCBI's taxonomy places the organism in Eukaryota, Metazoa, Nematoda, Chromadorea, Rhabditida, Rhabditidae. The record is from the annotation of a GenBank genome assembly.
AUGGUGAGUUAUAUAUUUUUUCAAUAAAAAUGUCAUCUAAUAAAAAUUUAGUUUGGCUGGAUUCAUGAAAGUUUUCGACAAUUGGUGACAAGAAAAUAUGGAAAAGAUAUUUGGGAGAAAAUUGUGUUAGUUUCUUUCCUUCAUAUAAAUUCUACUGAUUCUGAAUACAUAAUUUGUAGAUCUUUGGCAAAAUUCGAGCUUGGAACUGAAAAUGAAAUUGCUCAUUAUUACAAUGAUGAAGAAACAUUACGAAUUGUUGAUGCGAUGGCAAAUGUAAUUGGAAUACCAGUUGAAGAAAUAUGGGAAGCUUAUGGUGGUUUUUUGAUUCAAUUUACUAUGGAAACUGGGUGGGAUGAAUUACUUCGAGCAAUGGCUGCUGAUUUAGAGGUUCGAUGAAUCAUAGAUCAAAUAAUUACUAUAAAUUCAAAUAUUCAGGGAUUUUUGGACUCUCUCGAUUCAUUGCAUUAUUUUAUUGAUCACGUUGUAUACAAAACAAAAUUACGUGGUCCAUCUUUUCGAUGUGAUGUUCAACAAGAUGGCACACUUUUACUGCACUAUUAUUCCAAAAGAAGUGGAUUAUAUCCUAUUGUAAAAGGUGAAAGCAUUCUUAUUAUUUUUAUCAAACCACAUAAGAAAUUAUAGGUGUUGUUCGAGAAGUUGCGCGUCGAAUUUAUGAUACUGAAGUGGUUAUGAGAGUUCAAGAAAGAAAACAAGAACAUUUAGAUGCAUAUGUAACAGAACAUGUUGUUUUUGUUAUAACUCAAGUUGAACAUCAAAACAGUGUUCAGAAAUCAAUGUCGUCAAAAUCUGAUUCAUUGGUUGAUUUAUCUUCGGGAAUUUAUGAUAUUUCUCCAGCAGAUUUUGCACAAGCAUUUCCUUAUCAUAUAUGUUUUGAUCCCGAUCUUUUACUUGAACAUUGUGGAAAUUUCAUUAAAAAGACAUUUCCAGAUGCAAUAAUUCAUGAAACUCCAAUAACAGAAAUGCUCGAACUUGUUCAUCCAGAAAUUCCAUUUUCCUACGAAUCAAUCAAAUCAUUUAAAAAUAGUCUCUUUAUUUUUCGAUUAAAAGGAAGUGGAAGUAAUUCAUCUGGUGAAGAUCGAUCUAUUUUAUUGAAAGGUUCAAUGGUUUUUAUUGAUGAAGGAAAAUAUAUACUUUAUAUGUGUUCUGUGAAUGUAACAACAGUUCGAGAAUUGAUUGAUCGUGGAAUUCAUAUAUCAGAUAUGCAAAGACAUGAUGGAACAAGAGAUCUUAUUAUGUUGAAUCAAAGUAGAAUGAGUCAAGUUGAAUUGAAGUUUGUGACAUACUGUAUUUCUUUAAAAAAUUAUAUUUUCUCAGUCGAACUUUGGAAGAAACUACAAAGACAUUGAAAAAAAUGGCACAGGAAUUAGAAAUCGAGAAACGAAAAACUGAUGAUCUUCUUUGUGAACUAAUGCCAGCUUCAGUUGCAGACAGUUUAAGAAGUGGACAACCAUCAGAUGCGAGUAAGUUCAUUUAGAUGAAAUAUGUAUAUGAUAUAAAUUAUAAAAAAUUACAGAAGAGUUUGCCGAUUGCACUCUUCUUUUCACAGAUAUUGUAACAUUUACAAACAUCUGUGCUUUAUGUACUCCAUAUGAUGUUGUUUCUCUUCUAAAUGAUUUGUAUCUUCGUUUUGAUCGUUUAGUUGGAUUGGUUAGUUAUUGUCUUUUUUGGCUCUAAAUCAAUUACAUUUUUCAGCACGAUGCUUACAAAGUAGAAACAAUUGGAGAUGCUUAUAUGAUUGUUGGUGGAGUUCCAGAACAUUGUGAUAAUCAUGCUGAAAGAGUUUUGAAUAUCUCAAUCGGAAUGUUAAUGGAAUCAAAACUUGUUCUCUCUCCAAUCACUCAUAAACCAAUCAAAAUACGUCUUGGAAUUCAUAGUGGAUCGGUUGUAGCUGGAGUUGUUGGAAUCAAAAUGCCACGAUAUUGUCUAUUUGGAGACACUGUGAAUGUGGCAAAUAAAAUGGAAUCUUGUGGAGUUAUGUGUAAAAUACAUAUAAGUGAAACAGCAAAAGCAAAUGGAUUGAAAUCGAAUAAAAGUUAUGUAUUCAUUGAUCGAGGAAACACUGAGAUUCGUGGAAAAGGAUUUAUGUAUACAUAUUUUUUAGAAAGAAAUGAUCGAAUUAGUGUUUGGGAAUUGUGUGCAAGACCAAGAUGUUCGUUUUUUUUCAGAAUAAUUAUUAAAUGUUUUUUUUUACUUUUCAGCGAGUGAACAAACAAUUGAUGGUUAUAUGGAAUUACACGAUCAAUCAAUUUAUCAAGAAAAUGCUGAAGAAACAGAAGGAAACGCUCCAGUAAAUGGAUCGAGUGUAGAUCCAGCAAGUCAUCAUAUUCGAUCUCCAACUUGUACUAUUGUUUGA